AUGCGUCGCGACAUCGCCGUCGCUGUUGCGUCAAUGCGACGUAUUCAUUCUAUAACGAAGGUUGUACGCCGAGCCCCGUCCUUUCGCAGAAGCAUUUCUCCAACAAAGCCUUACCUUCUCUUCGUCCGUGGCGGCGGGCAUUCACCCGAGGUACGGAAUACUGUUCGACAAUGUCUCCGAUCUUCCAGCUACCGGAGCACCGUCGUGGCACGCCCCUCCGUCGGCAGAGCCACGUACGACUUCACGGAAGAUGUCGACGCCAUCUACUCCGCCGCCCAAGGCAUCUGCGACAGCGGUGAAGACAUCAUUCUCGUCCUCUGGUCCUUCAGCGGCGUGACGGGCUGCGAAGCGGUCAAAGCUCUUACCCGAGCUGACCGCGGUGCAAUCAGAGGCGCCAUCGUCCGCAACGUAAUCAUCGCAGGCUGCAUCUUACCCAAGGGCUUUCAGUUCGUGCAGCGCAACGACUGGGAUGGCUUCAUGGAGUUCAUGAAGCCGGGCAGCGAUCCCGAGUCAGGACUGUGCACGGUCUCGCCGGACAUGGCGAAGCGGGUCUUCUACAAUGACAUGUCAGAUGCUGAUGCAGAUGCGUGGGCCGCGAAAGUCAAGCCAUGAGGCUUAGGCUGUUCGUUCAACGGGAUCACCUAUGUUGGACGGCGAGACGUGCCGACGACUUUUAUGUUUCGUACACGGCAUCGGCCCUUGAGUAUGGACCAGCAGGAAGGAAUGGUUGAGAUGGCGAAGGUGAGUAAGGAUGCGGGUUGCGCGCUGAAUAGUGGAGAGAAACUUGAUGCUGGACACGUUUCCGUGCUGGGUCAACAGGGUGAGCUCACGGAGAUGUUGUUAAGAGCCGCAGAGAAGGCGGCGGGUGAUUACGCUCAGUUUUACAGGUACGCAAUCAAGGGUAUCAAGUGGUGACGAUGCUUGCGUUUGAUGUAAGCUCGUUGGGCACUCAAAACGCGAUACCUCUAUGGCAUCCAUUGCGCCAGCAUGCGUGGCACAGUACACAGUCUUCCUCGAGGU
This is a messenger RNA of Baudoinia panamericana UAMH 10762, 1020 nucleotides long. RefSeq lists its product as uncharacterized. Lineage: Eukaryota; Fungi; Ascomycota; Dothideomycetes; Mycosphaerellales; Teratosphaeriaceae. The coding region runs from base 1 to 612 and encodes 203 amino acids. The record is from RefSeq and is a predicted model, not a curated record. The transcript has 2 exons.